Messenger RNA from Trichomycterus rosablanca, 4730 nucleotides. RefSeq names its product CBP80/20-dependent translation initiation factor (gene ctif). Bases 409 to 2373 code for a protein of 654 amino acids. Lineage: Eukaryota; Metazoa; Chordata; Actinopteri; Siluriformes; Trichomycteridae. Gene Ontology annotation, molecular function: RNA binding; translation activator activity; protein binding. Gene Ontology annotation, biological process: regulation of translational initiation. Gene Ontology annotation, cellular component: cytosol. The record is from RefSeq and is a predicted model, not a curated record. The transcript is spliced from 16 exons.
AGCGCGAGGCUCGAGGCGCGAGGACAAUUUAAACUGAAGUUGACCGUUGGUGAAAACGUCGGUUGGGCGGCUUCUCGUAAAAUCUUCAUUUCAGUGUUAGUUAAUGGUGGUGAUUCAUAUGUGGUGUGAACGUGGUAGACUAGUAGGUCUUCUGACCUGCAUCACUAGAGCAAACCAGCCGACAAUCAAAUUUAUCUUCAUGAUCAGGUCUCAGUGGGUCUGAACAGGAUGCCAGUUCUCCAUAAGGCAAGUCAGUCAGUCGCAUCUAACAGCCACAGUCUGCAUCUUUUUUGGGAGGUGGGAGAAAACCGCUAAGGAAACUAAGGAAAAGACACCAUCACUUCAAAUAGUACCAAAUCAAAUGCCCCACCCAGUUCUGAUUUCCUCUGCCACAGUGGGUCGGGUGCCAUGGAGAGCUCGUCGGUGGCAUCGGCGUCAUCAGAGGCGGGCAGCGCGCGCUCACAGGAGAUCGAGGAGCUGGAGCGGUUCAUCGACAGCUACGUUCUGGAAUAUCAGGUGCAGGGACUCCUGAGUGAGAAGAACGAGAACGAGAACAACAGCACAGACAAGUUCCAGUCCAACCUCUCCCAGUGGACAGAGGAGUACAGUGACAAGAUAGACGUGAGCUGGCCGUCCUCACAGGACAGAGGAUCGUUUAAAGUGGAUGAGUGGGAGCACAGCAGUAAUGGCAGUACAGGUUCCAGACCGAGUUCAGGCUCACGGCCUGGGUCUGGUUCUAGGUCAGGCAGCCACGGUCGCAACAACCAGUUCUGUGCACCAUCUAAGAACGGAAACAGGGACGGCUCGUUUGACAUACUGGGCACGGACAUAUGGGCCGCCAACACAAUGGACUCCUACGGAGGUGCUACCUGGGACCUGCAGCCAGAGAAGCUUGACUUCUCUCAGUUCCACAGAAAACAGUACAGAGGAACACCAAAACACCUUCCACACAUCGACCGCGAGGGAAUGAUUAAAAACACGUUCGAUGACGACACCAUUGAUCUGAACGAAAUGGAAAAGUUCCUGCCCGGCCUUCCAGUGUUCCCGCCGCUGCCUAACGAAGCCGAGAUUGCUCACACAAAAAAGCUGUUCCGUCGGAGGCGGGUCGACCGGCGACAUGCUGAGGCACUAAAGGAUGAGCUGACAGUCAUGCUGCCUGCCGAGGGAAGACGGCAAGUGUCCAGGAGGCAGCAGCGCCCUCCUGGGGGAGGAGGUGGAGAUGGUGGAGGUGGCAACAAAUCCUACAGUCCGCAGCAACAGCAUCCUCCACCUCCACAACCCCAACUGCAUCAGCAGCAACAGCCUACCAAUCAAACGCAACAGAUCCUUCCUGACCCUCAAUCAGACGUCCCCAACAGCAAACACGGAGGCCGAGGCUACCAGCAGAGCCGCGCUCAUCACCACGGCUACAGCCAGAACCGCCGCUGGAACCAGCAUCACAGACAGCAGAACAACAACACCACGCAAGCUCAGAGAAACGCCAAAGAGACCGAGAGCGUGAAGGAGGAAGAGGAAGGAGCCAGGACGGACAGAGUGAAGGAGGAGACGAGCCGAGAAAACGAGAAUAAGAAAGAAGCAAAGCAGAAGGACAAAGUCAGUCUGCUCCAGUCCUCCAAAGAGAGGCUCAGAAAGAGGCUGAAGGACAAGGAGGAGGUUCUCGUGACCAGGCCCGGACCUCAGAGGAACCACAUGGACAAGCUGCUGGAGAUUCUAAACAACAUGAGGAGUAACAACAGUGGCGUGGAGGCACAGCUCACCACUUUCAUGGAGGAGGCGCAGAGCUCGACCCAGUCUGAGAAGACGCUCACCGAGAUCGUCCAGACCAUCUACGGGAAGGCCGUCCGAGACCGAGGCUUCGCCGCCACCGCCGCCAAGCUCUGCGACAGGAUGGCGCUCUUUAUGGUGGAGGGCACCAAGUUCCGCUCGCUGCUGCUCAAUAUGUUACAGAAGGACUUCACGCGGAGAGAGGAGCUGAAGCGGACCGAUGUGGAGAGCUGGCUGGGCUUCAUCACCUUCCUGUGCGAGGUGUUCAGCACCAUGAGAAGCAGCACAGGGGAACCGUUCAGAGUGCUCGUCUACCCCAUCUACACCUGCUUAAGAGAGCUGCUCGAGUCGGUGGAGGUGAAGGAAGACGCGGUGCUGUGCUGUUCGAUGGAGUUGCAGAGCGCCGGCCGGCUGCUGGAGGAACAGUUGCCGGAGAUGAUGACGGAGCUGUUAGCCGCGGUGAGGGAUAAGAUGCUGAGUCCGUCAGAGUCUCGGCUCACGCGCUCGCUGCUGAUGGAGGUCAUCGAGCUGCACGCUCACCAGUGGAGCCCGCUGGAGGAUCUGACCGCACAGUACUACAACAGAACCAUCCAAAAACUGACCGCAUGACCCCACACAGGCACAAACGUGCGUUUCAGUAGAGCCGCCUGGAGGCCUGAGCAUUCAGUACUACCAAUGGAUCAUCCACCACCAGAUCAUGUGAUGCCCCCCAGCCAACCACACUAACACACACACGUAUAGCUGAGGUUUUGGAUGAUUGGAUGGAUGGAUGAUUGGAUGGAUGGAUGGAUGGAUGUGCAAAUAUAUUAAUUCAUAACUAGGAGAUGGAUGAAUUUGCCAGUGAAUAAAUGAGAAAAUGUGUGGAUAUCUGGAUGACAGGAUGGAUGUACAGAUGACUGGUUGGUUAAAUGUAUAGAUGGAUGGAUGGACGAGUAACUGGAUGAACAGAUGUGUGGUAACUUGGUGGAUGUAUAAAUGGUUAACAUGAUCAUUACACAUCAAUUAUAUUGAUGAUUUAUUGUGAUGAACAGCUGGAUCAGUGGAUAAUUCUGUAUCUGGAUGGAUAGAUGUAAAAAAUGUGUAACCGGUUGAACGUUUGAAUGAAUGGAUGGGUUAUGUUUGGAAAUACAGUUGAAUGACUUAAUUAAUAGAUGGAUGGAUGGGUUAGAGUGUUUGGAAAGCUGAAUGGAUGGAUGAAUGAUUACCAUAGAUCUAUGGGUAGGUAACUAUUAAUGGUUAUAAGCUAUAGACGAAUAGGUAACUGGCAAGUCCAGGGUUCUGUGGGUCAUUUGAAGCUUUUAAUACGCUGGUGCAUCUUUAUUAUUUCUUCAUGAUCAUCCAGUAUGGUGACAGUAUGGUUCAGAGGGUUCAAACUUCCCUCUUGGUCACUGUAAGGAGGUUUUUCCCUGACCCUUCGACAUGCUAAAGGUCUAAAUUGCUCUGAAUUGCUUCAUUGGAGUAAGCAAUGUUGCACCCACUGCUUCCAGUAGGCACCAAAUGGAGCGAUGGAUGGAUUCUUAGAUGGUCGAGUGUAUGAAGCGUACUGCUCGCUCAAUGGAUGAACGUAUAAUUGAACGGAUGCUUUUAUGAGCGCAUAAAUGGCUCGGAUGGAUGUAGCGCAGACGUAUUUAGGAUUUAAACCCGGGGCGGAAGGUGAAAGGCUAAUCACAUGCAGAUCUGGAUGAAUAUGUAUGGCCGGUAAUGAUAGGCUGCAGACACCACUCCAGACGCUAUUACAUUAUAAACAUGAAGAAAUACACAUGCAUAAACAUGAGCCGCAUUAGCUAAUGAAUCAUCACGCAAAAGCAGCUGCACACGCGUACAAGAACACACGAGUAAACACACAUCGACUGGUGUAUGAAGAAGACCAAACUUCACUUAACUCUUAACACUCGCACCUACAAGGACACGCCGAAUGCUUCGCUUUCUUUUCAUGUUCGUGUGCCAACCGUGGACCUAUCCUGCCCGUCCUUGUCUCUUUUUGCACCCUCACUUUCCUCCCCCUCUCCAGACGUGUGUGUGUGUCAUUGUUUCGUGAGUCCUCUCCCCGCUGCACCGUCACCCGUCGGGGUUGUCUGGUCGGGGUCAAGCAGACAGACUGCACCGCGCUCAGCCAGACACACGAAGCUCUGCGGCAUGACUGGAUGGCAGAUGGCCACUGGAGACUAAAAGGCCAGACACACACACACACACACACACACACACACACACCUCGCCCCUCUUAUCCAGAUCAGACCUGCCCGAUGGGAGAGUGUGUAUUUUGGGGGUGCCGCUCCCAGCCUCUUUGUUGUCGUUCAGGUUUUUUUUGUGUGUGUGUGUGUCGUAUUCAGGUUUUAAUCCUGUGUAAACUUAUUAUAACUUUAUUAUAAUGUAUUAUAUUAUCUUACUGAUUUUUUAUUGUGAGUUUGACAGUAUAUGUGUGACAUUGAGGGGUAGAACUAGAACCUUUUGCACAGGUUUGAGACAUUGGAAGAAAAAUCAGUUGACAUGAAGCAGUGAAAUCUUUUCUUGUUGACUCAAAAUACCCGUUUUGACGUAUGAUCUGAUCUGGGAUGCAUCCUUCUAAAUCCUGUUAUUUAGCAGGUGCAUGGCGAUUUCUUUAAUAGCUUUAUUUUAAUUUAGAUUGGUUUGUGUUUUACUUAUUGCCCUGGUGACCAAAAAAGACAAAAGCAUGAGUAAAAAAAUGCGACGCUCUGAUAUUUUGCAGUGGACGUUUUGCGAUCCGUCACUUAAGAACCUGUAUUUACUUUGAAGAAAUUGAUAUGUGAAGUUGCAGAUGUUAUAACACUAUAUAACCCAUAACUGUCCAUUAAUCAGGCUUUGUAAUUGUGUAUUAUAACACAGGCCAGUCUGCAUGUAGUCAUGUACGCUGCGUGUAUCAGUUUUGAAGGAGAUUAUAGGAACUUUUCAGAGAGCAGCUGAGUCGUCUGCUGCUUCUGUUAUUAAUUAUUUGUUUUGUUUUUAAU